This is a messenger RNA of Dufourea novaeangliae, 1305 nucleotides long. RefSeq lists its product as uncharacterized. The record is from RefSeq and is a predicted model, not a curated record. Lineage: Eukaryota; Metazoa; Arthropoda; Insecta; Hymenoptera; Halictidae.
AUGGACAGUAAAUUUCCAGGCUCGAACCAGGUAGGAUACAGUUACGAGUCUAUAUAUAGGAGACAAGAGCCAGAGAUCGACAAUCAUUCAUCUUUGGGGACCGUGAAGAUGUUACGUAUAUUGAUCGUUGUACUUUUAACGGAUCUGUCGGUCGCCACGGUGUUACCGGAAGUGAUGUCGUACGCGAAAGUGUCGAGGAACGGACAGGAGGAUACGGAGUCGAGGAGCGAUCGGACGUCCUGGAUCACCAGCGAGACGGAAAACGAGGGUAGGAGCGUGAAGAACAUCGCCAUUACAGUGUCCCCUGUCUACGUACCGUCGAAGAUCCCAAAAUUGCAAAACGGCGAAGCUGUCGAUUAUACGUCUGGUUCGAGAUAUUCGACGUUAGACCACGAGCUGCUAGCGAGAUUGAACGGAAACAAGAAGAUCAAGGACAGAUACCACCCGGGGCCGUUUACUUCUUUCAAAAAUAAAGAUCCACCGAAUGACACGAAACAAAGUUCGAGACCUGUCCAGAUGAUUCGUCCGAGUGGUCCACCAAGUGGUCCACCAAGUGGACCAUCAAGUGGACCACCAAGUGGACCACCAAGUGGACCUCCGUCCUCCAGUUCAUUUGACUUUUCCAAGCCGCCAUUUUCGGGCAGUUACAAUUACAAACCGCCGGACUUCAUCAACGACAAGCCGAGUUCGAAGCCGUCGGAGUAUCUGAGCGAUAAACCAAUGUCGAAACCGCCGGAUUAUCUAGCGGACAAACCGAUCUCGAAGCCAUUGUCCAUGAGCGAUUACACAGACUUCGAUACGAACGACAAGCCUCCAGACUCCUACAAGCCGGACGAUACCGAUUAUCCCGAUUUCCCGUCCGAUCCGUCCUAUCCCAGCGACCCAGCCCCGAAACCGAUCGAAUAUUCCGCUCCCCACGAUCAUCCACCGUACGACGACCACAUGUACGACCAUGAUCACGAUUUCCAUCACGAGGUGAUCUACGAUCAUAUACCAGAGUACCACGAUCACACCGAGAAACCGGAGAUGAACGAUCAACGAUUGGACAAACGACCGUAUUCUUACUACUUCAUAGGGAAGAAACUCUGGUACGUUCCGCUGUACUUCAGCAUAUACUUCAUCAUCUACAUCGCGGCAUUGGUGCUGAAGAGCGUGGCCAGACACAAGAUCACGUUUCCGUCCCAUCUCGCUGAGGCGGUUGGACAUUCUCGAUCGCAUGAGGAUGAUGUUGGUUGGUGGGAAUACGGGGGAAGAAUACUGGAGGGAAUUGAGAAUUUCGCGGAAAAGUACGGGAAGACCUCUUAG